GAAUGUUUUUUAAAUUAAGUCAUACAUUAAAUAAAAGGAUUAAUGGUUAACAUUAGCUAAAAUCCAGUUGCUUCAAACGUAAUUUGUCCAACUUCAGCAUCAUUACUGGGAAUUUAUAGUGGUACGAAAAAUUGCCGUUUUGUGCUUAAAAAACUAUUGAUGGAAAUGGCAAGGGUUUGUCUGCGAAAAUAAUUACAAUUUAUUGCAUAUUUUAUUUUUACAAAAAUGUUUUGAACAAAACGUCAUUUUGGAAAAGAAUGACAAUGUCCGUUCACGCAGCCAUUGUGCAGAGGUGACUGCAGUGAAAAAUAAAAACAAAAACGGAAAACCCAGAAAAAAGCAAAUAGGAAAGGAAAGCAGAGAAAACAGAAUAAACGUUGGUGGCUGGGACAGAUAAAAGUUGUGCUUUCUUUUAGUUACAGCCACCGCAUUAAUCUCCCUAUGGGCACUAGAUACUUUGCCAAUCCGUUUCCGGAUUAUGGGGGCGGGCCGAUUCAGCGAUGCGAUGACCACAUUAAGGGAUUGAUACAGUCCUACGUUAAUUUGAUAGUUGAAAACACCAAACCCGACCGUAACACAGACCAGCGCGGUGACCUAUACGUGGGCGAUGCUGGCAUCGCUUACAUGUUCUUGAAGCUGCACGACGCCGGCAUAUUCGGACAGGAAGCUUUGCAGUACGCCAAGCAGUACAUAGUAAAUGCCAAAGCACUGGCUGCACGGUAUGCGGGACGACCGGAGGAACGUUGCUCGUUUCUGUGUGGCAAUGCAGGUGUGUAUGCGGUUUCUGCAGCCAUUGCCCAUCGGCACAAUGCCAAGCAAGAGAUGGACGAAGAUUUGCGUUGCUUCGCAACCGGUAUUGAGGUUUGCAAGCGGCUCGACUUCAACAAGAAUGGUAGCGAUGAGAUACUUUUCGGCCGGGCUGGUUAUCUGUCUGGCGUCUAUUGGCUGCACCAGACCAUCGAACGUAAACUCUUUUCCCAGGAAAUCCUCACCGUCAUUUGUGCCAUCAUCCUCGAGAGUGGCAAACGCCACCGGAACGGUCUUCUACCUCUCUAUUAUCAGUGCUAUGGGGACGAUUACCUCGGGGCCGCUCACGGCACCUCGGCGAUCAUGCAUAUGCUGCUCGAGUCACCAUUGCAGCUGAACCUGAGCAGUGUGGAAAUGUCGUUAGUGAAGAAUACGGUCGACGGGUUGCUCGGACUGCAGGACAGCGAGGGUAACUUUCCGACCACGCUGCAAGAUUGCGUCAGACGCACACGCAGCGAAUCGCUUGUGCACUGGUGCCACGGAGCAGCCGGUAUAGUGUAUCUGAUGGCCAAAGCAUAUCUUGUGUUUCAAGAGCAGCGCUAUUUACAAUCCUGCAUCCGGAGCGCGGACUUAGUCUGGCGGAAAGGGCUGCUGAGAAAAGGUCCUGGCAUCUGCCAUGGAGUGGCGGGCAGCGGGUACGUUUUCCUGUUGCUCUACCGGCUAACGUCCGAUCCGAAGUAUCUGCAUCGGGCUCUGAAGUUUAUGGAGUUCUUAACGCACGAGGAAUUCAUUCGAAACGCACGAAACCCGGACUGCCCGUUCAGCUUGUACGAGGGUUACGCUGGUACGGUGUGCUUUCUGAUCGAUCUGCUGCGCCCCGAAAAGGCCGCCUUCCCAUUUAUGGAUGUGUUUGAAAAGAAAUUCUAAAUUUUAAAUAUGUAGGACUAUAUCCCGAACAGCAAUUUCGCUCCAACGGGCGUGUAUAGGUCGUGUGCCGUGUUUACGAUCACUAGAGUCGUCUUCCUGCGAGGAGAGCACGUGGUGACGACAUUUCAUUCGUCGGUACAUCGAAAGGAUAUUGUAGUAGUUGAUCGGAAACAGAUACACACGUGCUCGCAACGAGCCAGUAGAAUAUGUAGUAGCAUAGAAAUCAUCAUAGCACAAAACAUGUUGGAUAAAAGCAAAAAAAAAAAACAAAACACUCACGGUAGUCCACCCUGUCUGGUGUCAUCUAAUGUGCUCAAACCCUUUCUGAAUUUUCUGAAACUGAGUGUUAUCAUACGGAGGGAACCAUUGUAUGCAAAUUAACGAAAGCGGAUAGACAUCAAUCAGCAAGACUAUAAAAAAGACAUCUUCACUAAAUGGCCACCGUGUGGUUCGCUAUCGCUUAUCGGACGGACGCAAAAUAAAAACCAAACAAACUGCCAUUUAGUAGUGCUCUAGCAAAAGCAGCAGAAAGAGUAGAGAAUGGAAAUACCAGAAAAGUAUUUUGCAAAUGAUAAACAAAAACCGACCCGUAGCCAAACCAGUAAAUACUAUUGUACUUUGUGCACCGUGGCACGUUGCAGUUGUGAUUCGUAAGUAAUUUAUCUUAUCCUAGUCUGUAAAAAAAAGAAACACAUGAACCGUACUGCUUCUAACGAACGAAAAACAUAUGUAAGUGACCGGAUGGCUGCCACGAGUCGGACAGUAUCGGGGAGAAAUCAUCAGGUAUCUGAAUAAUCGUUACUUAAAAAUGAACACACUUUGCGCCACUGCUGCGUGUAUGCGUGUCCUUUGCGUAGGUUGGAGUAGGUUUCUACCGUACCGUCUAGGCGAUUAGGUCUUUAGGUCAGCAUUUAGAACACAUCAUUAGCUAGCCGGUGAACGUUGUCUUGUGUGCGGUUGAUGGAAAAGAAUCUGAAUCAUGGCUGUUUGUCCUGUUUGCUGUAAGUUUAAGUAAUUGAAUUAAAAUUGACGAUUGCUGAUAUAUCGUUUUUGGGAUGAAAUAAAGUUAAUCAUAUGACAUGUUCAUUCGACACAAUA
Molecule: messenger RNA, 2772 nt
Organism: Anopheles funestus (African malaria mosquito)
Lineage: Eukaryota; Metazoa; Arthropoda; Insecta; Diptera; Culicidae
Product: lanC-like protein 3 homolog
Exons: 3
Coding region: 442-1674 (410 amino acids)
Biological process (GO): peptide modification; carbohydrate metabolic process
Cellular component (GO): plasma membrane
Source: RefSeq, a predicted model, not a curated record